GGCCCGGAAGGGGAACUGCGCGGUGGAGGUGACCGGGUACUGAGCAUUUCAGAUCUGCUUGAUAAACCUGGCGUACCACCAUGCUGGCUGCAAGGCUUGUAUGUCUCCGGACGCUACCUUCUAGGGUUUUCCAUCCAACUUUCACCAAGGCCUCCCCCUUUGUGAAGAAUUCCAUUGUGAAGAAUUCCAUCACGAAGAAUCAAUGGCUCUUAACACCCAGCAGGGAAUAUGCCACCAAGACAAGAAUUGGGAUCCGGCGUGGGAAAACUGGCCAAGAACUCAAAGAGGCAGCAUUGGAACCAUCGAUGGAAAAAAUAUUUAAAAUUGAUCAGAUGGGAAGAUGGUUUGUUGCUGGAGGGGCUGCUGUUGGUCUUGGAGCAUUGUGCUACUAUGGCUUGGGAAUGUCUAAUGAGAUUGGAGCUAUUGAAAAGGCUGUAAUUUGGCCUCAGUAUGUGAAGGAUAGAAUUCAUUCUACCUAUAUGUACUUAGGAGGAAGUAUUGGUUUAACAGCUUUGUCUGCCUUGGCAAUAAGCAGAACUCCUGUUCUUAUGAACUUCAUGAUGAGAGGCUCUUGGGUGACAAUCGGUGCAACCUUUGCAGCCAUGAUUGGAGCUGGAAUGCUUGUACAAUCAAUAUCGUAUGACCGGAGCCCAGGCCCAAAGCAUCUUGCUUGGUUGCUACAUUCUGGUGUGAUGGGUGCAGUGGUGGCUCCUCUGACGAUAAUAGGGGGACCUCUUCUCAUCAGAGCUGCAUGGUACACAGCUGGCAUCGUGGGAGGUCUCUCCACUGUGGCCAUGUGCGCACCCAGUGAAAAGUUUCUGAACAUGGGUGCGCCCCUGGGAGUGGGCCUGGGUCUCGUAUUUGUGUCCUCGCUGGGAUCUAUGUUUCUUCCACCUACCACUGUGGCUGGUGCCACUCUGUACUCAGUGGCAAUGUAUGGUGGAUUAGUUCUUUUCAGCAUGUUCCUUCUGUAUGAUACCCAGAAAGUAAUCAAGCGUGCAGAAAUAGCACCAAUGUAUGGAGUUCAAAAAUAUGAUCCCAUCAACUCGAUGCUGAGCAUCUACAUGGAUACGUUAAAUAUAUUUAUGCGAGUUGCGACUAUGCUAGCAACUGGAGGCAACAGAAAGAAAUGAAGUGACUCAACUUCUGGCAUCUCUGCUAUAUCAGAUAUCUUGCUUGUUUAAUAGGGCAGAUAUUCAUUAAAUAGUUUGUAUAAGCAGCUUUCAUUGAAGUUUAGAAGAUAAGAACAAGUCACAAUGUUUAAAACGUUCCAGUAAUGUGAUGCUUCAGGUCUGCUUUUUCUUCUGGAGAAUAAAUUCAGUAGCUGUCUCCCACAUAAGCACCUACAUUUCCAAUUCUCAUGUUUGAGUAAUUUUUGAAUGUUUUAAUGAACAUGAAAACUAAGGUUUGUGUUAUGAGAAUGUUAAGUAUUUUAUCUAUUUUUAAAUUUAUUAGGUUAAGUAAAAAUUAUCAAACCUGUGUUUGUCUGCAUAUUUUAUGGAAUGCAGAAUAUUGUAAGUAAUGUCGUAAGUGAAGUAGAGGUUUGGAAAAGGGACCAGAGAGAAGGAAAGGGGCAUCUGCACUGCCUUUGUUUUUGUUGUUUUUUUUUAAUACUUAGGACUUAGCACUUGUGUGAUUCAGCUAGUGAGAGACAUCUGAUUAUUUGAAUAAGUGAUUGACUGCUUUUACAUUCAUCUGUUGAUCUUAGCAAAAGUAUUAAGCCUGAAACAGAGACACAGGUGAUACAUUCUUCUGCUGUUGCUUCUCAGGGUUCUGUUUACAGUGUAGAUGUGGUUAUGUUUGACUUCUCAUUGUUAGGACAGUCCGGAAUGUCAAUCCUGAGUUUUACUUUUGAAUCCUAUAAAAUGAAAUAUCCUUAAGAUUAUUCUCAAGGUAAAAUAGUCAAAGCAUGAAUUUUGUUUUUCCAGACAUACAAACAUGUUCAUCAUUGCUGAGGGAUUUUUUGCACAUUUAUUGAAAUGUGUAAAUGAAUACAUGCUUGCUUUUCUUAUCUCUUCAAACUUUGGAACUUUUAUGGAGAAACCUGUUUGUAGCUUAUACUUGAGAUUAUGAAAGCAGUUUGGUUUCCUGCAUUCCCUCUCAGACCAAGCACUAAAAAGCAAAGCAAACCUAGUUCUGUUGUAGUGAAAUAUAUUGCUUGUAAAGGGGAGAAUGCUUCAUUAGUUUUUCUUAGCAGAAUUUUCCUUCUGUCCUGCAUAGACCUUGACUUUCUUGUGAUAUUUGUAAGGGGUUUUUUUUGAUACAGAAGAGUUAUUUUUGGAAGUCUUUAAUGAACAGAAGUCUGUAUGAUUGAGAUGAUUGCUAUUUUUGACAAAUAUUUAUCAUAGUAAUCAAGAAACAAUUACUGAUCAUCUCAAAGUACAUAGAAUGCUUAUUUCUGAAAUAAUAAAGGUUCCAGCCAGAUGA
Carlito syrichta (Philippine tarsier) is the source of this 2427-nucleotide messenger RNA. RefSeq names its product growth hormone inducible transmembrane protein (gene GHITM). NCBI's taxonomy places the organism in Eukaryota, Metazoa, Chordata, Mammalia, Primates, Tarsiidae. The transcript is spliced from 9 exons. The record is from RefSeq and is a predicted model, not a curated record. The coding region runs from base 81 to 1133 and encodes 350 amino acids. Gene Ontology annotation, cellular component: mitochondrial inner membrane.